Molecule: messenger RNA, 806 nt
Organism: Setaria italica (foxtail millet)
Lineage: Eukaryota; Viridiplantae; Streptophyta; Magnoliopsida; Poales; Poaceae
Product: bet1-like SNARE 1-1
Exons: 5
Coding region: 133-501 (122 amino acids)
Source: RefSeq, a predicted model, not a curated record
UACUAGGCCCCCUUUGCUUGCUUCGUCUUGCUCCGGCGGACGAAGGCGCAAAGCUUUCAUCAGAUCUCGUUGCCCACCCGCACCUCCGCAUCGGCUUCGGGUGAACUCUUCCGUGAGUAAAGGUCGCGUCCCAUGAACUCGAGGAGGGACUUCCGCAAUCACAGAACUGCUUUAUUUGAUGGCAUUGAAGAAGGUGGGAUAAGAGCUCCAGCUUACUCUUCUCGUGAAAUUCAUGAGCAUGAGAAUGACCAAGCUAUGGACAGUUUGCACGAUAGGGUCAGCAUUCUCAAAAGAUUGACUGGUGAUAUUCACGAAGAAGUGGAGAAUCAUAACCGAAUGCUGGACAGAAUGGGUAGUGACAUGGAUGCUUCGAGAGGAUUUCUUUCUGGAACGGUGGACAAGUUCAAGAUGGUCUUCGAGACGAAAUCAAGCCGCAGGAUGGCUACCAUGGUGGCAUCCUUCAUUGCUGUCUUCUUGCUCGUAUACUACCUUACCAAGUAGGAGCAUAGCUGUUUGUGGCAUCAGCUCGUAACUGCCUGAUUGUAUGAUCCCAUUUUCCAAACUUAAUGACCAGAGCAAUGGUUCUCAAAAGAAAAGGAGCACUGGUGGAUUGAGAGGUGAUAUGCUGCUGCGAUCUGAUCUCACAGUGUUUGUUUGUAAUGCAUGGAUGGAUGAACCUGGUGAAACCUUUCCAGUUCCCAGGGGGGAGGAUAUGCUGUAUGUGCUGCAUUUGUACCAAAUUCUUUGGAUAUUUUUGCUCAUGUGUGCCCUUGCUGGGAAUUCGGAUAUAUGGCCGGAUCGAUGGA